This is a messenger RNA of Rotaria sp. Silwood2, 867 nucleotides long. The record is from the annotation of a GenBank genome assembly. Lineage: Eukaryota; Metazoa; Rotifera; Eurotatoria; Philodinida; Philodinidae.
AUGCGUACCUAUGUACUGCAAUCACCUAUUAUGAUGGGACGUUGGAUGAUAACUAUUGCUUCUGUUGAUCGAUUUGCAAUGAGUUCAAGAAAUGCUCGCAUACGACAUUUUGCACAAACGCAUGUUGCACGUCGUGCGAUUCUUAUUAUUAUUGUGGUUUGGCUUAUCUUACCUAUUCACACACUAAUAUUUUUUGACAUACGUGAAGGUGCCGGUGUUUGUGCCAUCAUAUAUAAUCGAACAGCAGCACUUUAUCAUAGUCUUUAUACUUUCAUUACCGGCGGUUUCCUUCCUUCAAUAAUAAUGAUUACAAGUGCUGUGCUUAUUCGUCGUAAUCUUGCAAGUAAACGAGAUAUACGUGAGCAACAAGUCAAUGCUAGUAAUCCAGCCAGUCAACUAACGUCUAAUUCACGUGUUCAGCGCACACGUGAUCAAAAUGCAUUAGCGAUGCUAUUUAUACAAAUUAUUGUCUAUUGUGUUGUUCAAACACCUCAAUUUGUUUAUAUACUUUAUGGCGCCAUAGCUAGCAAUGUCCCAAAUAAGUCACCUGAUCGUUUAGCUAUUGAAAAAUUUUUCUUCUUUUUCGCUGAAUUAUGUGUCUUUCUAUUUCCUGUUACGCCAUUCUAUUUCUAUAUAGUAGUGUCACGUACUUUUCGAAAUGAGCUAUGUAAUAUUGUCAACACAUUACUCAAGGUCUGUUUCGGUCGUCGGAAUGUUCGCGUUGAACCGAUAAGAAACACAACGAAUUCUGGUACAAAGCGUCGUGAGAUGUGUAUGAUUUCUCAAGCAAUAACCCAUCCACCACAAGGAGUGAACCCACAACGCAAUGAGCUGCCCAAUAUUUUACCUGCGGUACCAAUUGAAUAG